Messenger RNA from Polyodon spathula (Mississippi paddlefish), 2064 nucleotides. Its product is annotated as tribbles homolog 2-like. The record is from RefSeq and is a predicted model, not a curated record. The transcript has 4 exons. Gene Ontology annotation, biological process: positive regulation of proteasomal ubiquitin-dependent protein catabolic process; protein phosphorylation; regulation of MAP kinase activity. Gene Ontology annotation, molecular function: ATP binding; mitogen-activated protein kinase kinase binding; protein kinase activity. The coding region runs from base 600 to 1637 and encodes 345 amino acids. Lineage: Eukaryota; Metazoa; Chordata; Actinopteri; Acipenseriformes; Polyodontidae. Gene Ontology annotation, cellular component: nucleus.
GUGUAGUCAGCGCUAGCACUGGGUUUCGGUGUGAAUGUGCAGCUGACAUAAGAUAGAGAUUCCCGGCCACGAAAAGGAUCCAGACGCCAUCUAGAGUUGGGACGUUGAUGUUUUUUUAAAUAUGCAAGUACUGUAAGGUACUAUUACCUGACUGUUUCUGAUCAGUUUCUAGUUACCGUUUGCAGUCCACACCUCCACGUAACCAGUUACGGAUUGAACAGUGUUGCCAAGUAACUGUUCGAAUUUCGAACAUUUAUUUUAAGGUCAACAAUUCUAAAAAAAAAAAAAAAAAAAAAAAAAGAAUUUUGGACCUGUUGCUUUUACGUGUUUUUGUUUGAUUAUUUUGCUUUUUUUAUUAUUUUUUUUAAAUAUAUACAUUACAACGUUUUGUAUCUUGACCGUUAAACAUUUGCUGAAAGUCUGCGUUUUGACUGCUUGCCUAAAGACAGACCCGUACACUGUGAAGCAGCAAAGGAAUCGAAAACUGUGUGUAAAAUAGCGCAAGGUGAUCCCAGCUGGAGAGAUCGGACUGUGUGAGUUAUUAUUAGUACAGUUUGUUAGACCAGUUUUGUAGGAAAGGAAUUUGGUACUUUAUACUCAUGAACAUACAGAGAUCAACCCCCAUUAACAUAACACGUUAUGGGAGACCAAGGCAUAAAAAUCACGACUUUGAGGAGUUAUCGUGUUUAAGGACUACGGAAUCGAUUCAGAGUUUCAGUCCGAAUUUAGGUUCCCCGAGUCCACCAGAAACUCCGAACUCGUCGCACUGCAUUUCAUGCAUUGGGAAAUACUUACUGCUGGAGACACUCGAGGGAGACCACGUUUUCAGGGCUGCUCACUUGCACAGCGGAGGAGAGUUCGUCUGCAAGGUAUUUGAUAUUGCUCGAUAUCAAGAAUCCUUAGCAGCCUAUUUUUGUUUAUCGGCACAUGAAAAUAUAAAUCAGAUUGCAGAGAUCCUCCUUGGUGAAGCGAGGGCUUACGUGUUCUUUGAGAAGAGCCAUGGGGAUAUGCAUUCAUUUGUCCGUACCUGCAAAAAGCUCAGAGAGGAUGAAGCUGCCAGACUGUUCCAUCAAAUAGUGUCAGCUGUUGCUCACUGCCAUGACAGUGGAGUUGUACUGAGAGACCUCAAGUUAAGGAAAUUUGUUUUUAAAAACGAGGACAGGGGUUUUGUUAAAUUAGAAAGUCUGGCAGAUGCAUACAUUUUGGAGGGAGAAGAUGACUCUCUGUCAGACAAACAUGGCUGUCCGGCCUACGUGAGUCCCGAGAUCCUGAACACAAGUGGCAGCUACUCUGGAAAGGCAGCAGAUGUGUGGAGCCUGGGUGUGAUGCUCUAUACUAUGUUAGUUGGACGUUACCCCUUCCAUGAUGUGGAGCCUAGUUCUCUGUUCAGCAAGAUCCGCCGGGGGCAGUUUAGCGUUCCCGAGACUCUCACCCCCAAGGCGAAAUGCCUUAUCCGCAGCAUUCUCCGCCGAGAGCCUGCUGAACGGCUCACGUCUCGGGAAAUCUUGGACCACCCCUGGUUUGCUUCAGAUAUCCAUGCCUCAAGUUCAGGAUGUGGUGCAAAUGAUAAGGAGGCUUCAGAUCAGUUGGUACCUGAUGUUAAUAUGGAAGAAGAGUUGGACAAGUUCUUCAGCUGAGCAGCACAUACACAAGUGAGCAAGUCUAUAAGACACAACGGCUCAAGACUUUUAUAACAUGAAGGAGUCCUUUUCCGACCCCAUUUAUUUGCAUCCUGGAUCAACCUAGCUCGGCAGCCAAACACAGUAUGAAAAUUUCUUCGUAAGCUUUGAGGAGCAACAGAACAUGUGACAUGUAGCAAUUUCUUUGGCAAAUGGUGCUAUCGGGUUAGAUUGAUGCUAGUGGGGAAACGACAAACACAAUAAAAAUAGAAAGGCAGCAUGGAGCAUAGCUUCUUAUCUCAUGGAGCCAUGGAAAAAAAACAGUUGGCUGUACAUGCAGCAUAGUACUCCAUUUUGUUUGUAAAGAUAUCUGGCAAGCUACAAAUAGUGUGUGUAUAUGUGUGUGUGUGUGUGUGUGUGUGUGUGUGUGUGUGAUAUAUAAAAC